ACGGAGCGCCUGUCUGAGUUGGUCACCAUGCUGCGCAUCAUGGGCGGCACCGACGGCGCCUCCAAGUACAAGAAGCUCCUGGGCACCAAGCGUUCGGAGCAGAAGGUUGAGCCCCCUUGUUUGCGGGCGUUGGAGGGUAAGCUCGGCAAUGCUGUGUCGUACUAUGAGCGCCUGCAGAGCAACUUGGCCGCACAGUGUGAGAUUCCGAUCGAGGACAUCUUGGAGGGUGAGGGGCCCCCCACUAAAUUGGACUCACUGCUGGCGCCUGAGUCUAAGUGCGAUCUGCCGGCCGAGGACAAGGAGGAGGCCGCCGUCCGCCUCAAGUGCUUGCAGCAAGCGGUCCAGCAGCAGGUGCAGCAGUUGUUCGGGGCCGCCGCCGAGCAGGCCGCGCAGUUCCGUGAGGAGCAAAAGCAGCAACUCGAGCGUCUCGCGUGCAAGAAGCGGAGGGUCGCCGAGGAGCAGCCGCCAGCGGACGUCCUUGGGAGGGCCAGGCCGAGCCUCCCGCAGCUGGGGGCGCCAGCGAGCCCGAGAGCGUCAAAGGAGUUGCAGCUGGAGCUGGGGAUGCGGCUGCCACCCCAAGCGGAGCGGCUUGAAGGGGGCAAGUGCAUCGGCGACCGCAUGAAUAUGAUCAGCUACCUG
This is a messenger RNA of Prorocentrum cordatum, 639 nucleotides long. The record is from the annotation of a GenBank genome assembly. Lineage: Eukaryota; Dinophyceae; Prorocentrales; Prorocentraceae.